AUGCCACGAGCUCGCGACCAUUUCCACGGUCGGCAUUACCACGCUGAGCGCACGACCGGCCCAGUCAAGGCGCUUAAUCCAACGAAGCGAUAUCUAGUCGCCGACAAGAAGGCGCUCAAUGCAGAGUCUGACGCCGGAAAUGCUGGAAAGGAAUCGCGACCGGGCGCUGAGAGUCCCGGGGUUGCUUAUGUCUGGAGGAGUCGUGAUAACAGAAAAGGACGGCAUGCGCUGGCCGUCAGUGUUGAUCCUCACAAGCAUGAAGCAACGAAAGGGCCGAGGCUAUCGAAUUCGUAUCACCAGACUCUCCGCGGUAUCUUGAAGAUGUUUGUCAGAUACCCAGUCUGGGAUGUAUCCUACGACGUCGCCCUCGUCUUCACAAUUGGUUCCAUCAUCUGGGUCAUCAAUGGCUUUUACUCAUGGCUCCCCGUCCUCAAUCCCUCAACCAAGGUCUCUGACUGGGCCGGCGGAUUGACAGCUUUCAUCGGUGCCACCGUCUUUGAGUUUGGCUCAUUCCUACUCAUGCUUGAAGCCGUAAAUGAAAACCGAUCGGACUGUUUUGGUUGGGCUGUUGAAGAGAGUGUAGAUGGGAUGCUUCAUCUCACUCACGCGCAUAACUGCAAGCAUGCACACGCGCAAAAGAGGACUUUUGUCAAGCAAAGCUCCAAGGCACUAGAUAACAGCACCCCGGAAUCAGCGGGAAAUGAUCGGAUGUGGUCUUGGUGGCCGACGUGGUAUGAACUCAGAACUCAUUAUUUCUUCGACAUUGGCUUCUUGGCCUGUUCUUCACAAACGUUUGGCGCCACGGUAUUCUGGAUAUCAGGAUUCACAGCAUUACCGCCUAUACUCAAUAACCUCUCUACACCAGCUGAGAACGGCGUCUACUGGCUUCCUCAAGUCAUUGGCGGCACGGGCUUCAUCGUCUCAAGCAUCCUGUUCAUGGUUGAAGUUCAACCUCGAUGGUACAUUCCAGCGCCUGGGGUCCUGGGAUGGCAUAUCGGACUAUGGAACUUGAUAGGCGCUAUUGGCUUUACUCUUUGUGGUGCACUGGGCUUUGGUUCAUGGGCGUUUCUGAUUGGUAGUGUGAUACAGUGGUAUGAGAGUCUUAACAAGUAUCCUAUUUGGGUGGACCAAAAGAUCGAGAGACUUGGACAACGAAAGAGCUAG
Molecule: messenger RNA, 1164 nt
Organism: Fusarium subglutinans
Lineage: Eukaryota; Fungi; Ascomycota; Sordariomycetes; Hypocreales; Nectriaceae
Exons: 4
Coding region: 1-1164 (387 amino acids)
Source: RefSeq, a predicted model, not a curated record